GUUUAUACGCGAUGUCAGUAUUUAAUAGGUACCUACCUUCUAAUAAAUAAGAUUCGGCUCUGAACUGUCGAGGUCUUUUAUCUGAAUAUGUAAAAUGUGCCACAGCAUUUCAACUUUACCGUUACGUAGAUCGCUCGUGUUUAUAAAAUUAUCAUCUAAAUAAAAAUAAUGUCUUCAAUAUGUAGUAAAGACGGUCAUAAAUAUAUUCCAGUAGAAGUCGAAGAAACCGAUAUUUAUCCCGGGAUUUAUAAAAUUCUAGAAGAGAUAAGACCUAGUUGGCGACCCGAAAAUAUUAAAUUUAAAAUUUUUACUGACGGAAUCACAAACAAAUUAGUAGCUUGUGAAAUAAAUAAUAAGACGGGUGAAAGUGAAAAUAUAGUUUUAGUGCGAAUUUACGGAAAUAAAACGGAUUUGUUGAUUGAUAGGACUGCAGAAGUAAGGAAUAUAACCACACUUCACAAACUUAAUCUAGCACCAGAAAUUUAUGGAGUUUUUAAAAAUGGAUUAGCCUAUCAAUAUUAUCCUGGAGUGACAUUGAACAUAGACACUGUAAUUGAUGACAAAAUAAGUGCUAUGGUAGCUAAACAAAUGGCUAAAAUGCACAAAGUUGAGCUUGAUAAACAAAUACAGAAAGAGCCUAUGAUAUGGGAUAAAAUUGAACAAUUUCUGGCCCUGGUACCAGAACCUUUCACAGACCCUUCGAAACAAACAAGAUUUGCAAAUAGUUUCGGAUCAAUAACAAGACUAAGGAUAGAAUUUGAAAGACUAAAAUCGCACUUAAUAUCAACAGAGAGCCCAAUAGUGUUUGCUCACAAUGAUUUGCUUCUAGGAAACGUGAUCUACAAUGAAAAUAAUGGGACCGUGUCAUUUAUAGACUAUGAAUAUGCUGCCUAUAAUUAUCAAGCAUAUGAUAUUGCAAAUCAUUUCAACGAAUUUGUAGGAAUAUCCAUUGACGACAUCGACUAUUCGAGAUAUCCAAGCAGAGAAUUUCAGUUGUUUUGGAUAAGAACAUAUUUGACGGAAUAUAUUGGUGAAGUCGAUUCAGAAACUUUAUCAUCGAAAACUGAAGAUGUUUAUAGAGAGGUCCAGCUGCUGUCUUUGGCGUCACAUUUCAUGUGGGGAAUCUGGUCACUUGUACAAUUUGAACAUUCCAGUAUCGAUUUUGACUUUGGCAGGUACGCAGAGAUUCGUCUGAACAGAUAUAACGAGUUAAAAGACGCUACAUUGAAAUCUUUUGUUCAAUAAUAUGCUGUGGUGUCCUUCUAAAAAGUACAAGCAAUUCUAAUGUAUCUCUUAUGUAUUUAAAUAUUAUCUUAUAAAUAUCUACUGUACUAUUGUUUCAUAAAUUUAUUUAUUUAAUAAAGCAGCAGUAUACAUUUA
This is a messenger RNA of Zerene cesonia (dogface butterfly), 1380 nucleotides long. RefSeq names its product ethanolamine kinase (gene eas). The record is from RefSeq and is a predicted model, not a curated record. The transcript has 7 exons. Bases 169 to 1245 code for a protein of 358 amino acids. Gene Ontology annotation, biological process: phosphatidylethanolamine biosynthetic process. Gene Ontology annotation, molecular function: ethanolamine kinase activity. Gene Ontology annotation, cellular component: cytoplasm. NCBI's taxonomy places the organism in Eukaryota, Metazoa, Arthropoda, Insecta, Lepidoptera, Pieridae.